AUGUUUCUCUCUCAACCUUCCAUGGUUGAGCUUGAUUCGCCUGUCAAAAUAUGUGGAGACACUCAUGGACAGUAUCCCGAUCUUCUGAGGCUCUUCAACAGGGUGAGAUACUAG
Molecule: messenger RNA, 114 nt
Organism: Cooperia oncophora
Lineage: Eukaryota; Metazoa; Nematoda; Chromadorea; Rhabditida; Trichostrongylidae
Source: the annotation of a GenBank genome assembly